GGGAAAACAAACAACAUUUCCCAUGAGUCAAUCCGAUUUCCCGGCAAAUUUUACACGUGCCGCGAUUAAUUCGAAAUCCUGACUCAGACUGAGGAGAAAUAUUGACCAUGUCCCAGGAGAAGCCAGAUGCUGGCAGUCAGACACAGUCGCAGCCUCAGACUCAGUCCCAGAGUGGUUCCAGCUCCUCCUCUGGGUCAGGCACGCUCAGCUCAGUGGACACCAUCCCUGUUAGGGACCUUGGCUCCAUACCAGAGGAGCCUGAGCCACAGCCCUGGGGUCGCCUGCUGCCUAUGCAGAGAGGCUUCAGAGCCCACAACUGUGUUGAGGACGACGCUUGGUUUGGCCGGGACACUAAAUGUAACUAUUGCUUUGAUGACCCCGUACUGAAGAAAUCACCCAGAUUUGCUACAUACAGCAAAAAACAUUUCAGAAUAUUCAGAGAGCAGAACAUUGUCUAUGUCUUUGACAACAGUGGUAAUGGCACGUUUGUUGACGGUAAAAUUCUUGGAAAAGGAAAAACGUUGCCACUAGCAAACAAUGCAGUGUUGUCCCUAGCUGAGGAACGCCAUAAAGUGUUUGUGUUCAUUGAUCUCAUGGCGGAUGAACAGUCCAACCUCCCCAAAGAGUUCAGUGAGAAAUACCUGAUCACCAAAAAGAUUGGAGCUGGUGUGUGCGGGGAAGUGAGGCUGGCCUUUGAGAGGGCCACUUGCAAAAAGGUGGCUGUGAAGACAAUCAACAAGAAGGACUUCCCAGCAUCUGUUGGCACUGCCACACGAAAUGCGGAACGAGAGAUCCAGAUCCUCCAAAAGAUUGACCAUCCAUGUCUAAUCAAAACAGAAGACUUCUUCCAAACAGAUGACUCAUACUACAUUGUUUUAGAGCUCAUGGAGGGUGGAGAACUCUUUGACAGGGUCAAAAGCAAGCACCAGAUCGAGGAGUCAAUUGCCAAGCUCUAUUUUUACCAGAUGUUGAAAGCCGUAGAGUACCUUCACAAAAAUGGCAUCAUCCACAGAGACCUCAAACCUGAAAAUGUGCUGCUUUCGUCACAGGACGAUGUUUGUGUCAUCAAGAUCACAGACUUUAAUCAGUCCAAGAUACUGGAGGAGUCUGCCCUGAUGAGGACCCUUUGUGGAACACCCACGUACCUGGCACCCGAGGUGUUCACCGACGCAGUCACCGUGGGUUACAGCAGGGCCGUAGACGCCUGGAGUUUAGGGGUCGUCCUGUUUGUGUGCUUGGCAGGCUAUCCCCCGUUCCACCCUGAUGCACAAACUGGUUUGUCAGUCAGGGAUCAGAUCACGCAGGGAAUUUAUACAUUUAUUCCAUCCAAAUGGGACGGCAUCUCGGAUGAUGCUAAAGACGUCGUGAAGAGGCUGCUUGUAGUGGACCCCAAUGCCCGCCUCACCAUUGAGGAGGCUUUACACCAUCCCUGGCUGAUGGAUGAGGCCAUGAAGGAGACUGCUGAAUGCAUAAUGUACCCCAAGGACUCUGGAGAUGCCACAGCAGCUGCUGCCACAGCAGACUCAGGAGAUGCCACAGCAGCUGAUGCCACAGCAGACUCAGGAGAUGCCACAGCAGCUGAUGCCACAGCAGACUCAGGAGAUGCCACAGCAGCUGCUGCCACAGCAGACUCAGGAGAUGCUACAGUAGCUUCAACUACAAAGAGGUCAAGAGAAGAUGACGGCGAGCAGCAGCCGGCAAAGAGGAGACCAGGCCCAUCCACAGAGGCAACAUGAGUCACAUUUCAUCCUCAUCACCCCAUUGGCGACUCCCCCAGGUCGUUUUCCACCGGCAAUUAGGCCUCCUGGAAAUCUACCAGUAUAUUGCAUUUUAUCACACAUCUAUAGCUGUUUCCAUUAACUUGUCCAAUGAUUUUAGACAUUUAGAACGUUCGCAUAGAAAAAUAGAUGCGACAAUUGCCUGCUGCGGUGCGUUUCCAUUUAACUCUCUUGUGUCAAUAGAAACAGCUAUAUAUAAUGACGUCACACAUAAAUGCCUUUUUUUAGCGAAAAAAAUAGUUUCGAAUAAAAAUUAAGUGGUUGAAGUGUUUCCAUUAAUAAAUUUGCUACAGCCUGUAUGCCCUAACACCUAUCUGUUUCAUGUCUCAGGUAGCCCGCAAAAGCCAGCGUGGAUAGAAUGCAAGAAUGUACUAAUAUUUGCCAUAUUUUAAUAAUUAUCAUGUGCCAACAUAUCGCCAUGGUGAAACUUGCACUCCUGUAGCCUAGAUUUUAAAUAAUUGGAUGGUGAAACUUGCAUCCAGCCAACCAGAAUAGCAAGGCGAAGCAAUUCAGGCCUUCCUGAAAGUUCAGACAAUUGUCCUGCAAAGAAACAUUAUUUUUAUAGUUGAAAAAUAGAUUGAGCAAGCAGUAGGCAUUUAGAAUUGAAUGUGGAGUGGAGCUUCCAAAUUCGACAAUCAUCAUUUAAUAAAAAAACACCUUUUCCAUUAUCAAGUUCGACAAACGAAAAAUCCACCCGUCGAACAGAUAAAAAUGUUGGCAGCUAUAGAACAAAUGUUCUAAAGAUCGACAUUUCCUUUACAUAUGGUGAAAUCAUCUGAAAUGUACUUGAUUAACGUUACUAUACUGAACAAAAAUAUAAAUGCAACCAUUUUUAUUUUAUUGAGUUAGUUCAUUUAAAGAAAUCAGUCAAUUGAAAUAAAUUCAUUAGGCCCUAAUCUAUGGAUUUCACAUGACUGGGAAUACAGAUAUGCAUCUAUUACUCAGAUACCUUUAGCAAUAUGGGCCUCAGGAUCUCAUCACGGUAUCUCUGCAUUCAAAUUGCUAUCAAUAAAAUGCUAUUUUGUCUGUAGCUUA
This is a messenger RNA of Coregonus clupeaformis (lake whitefish), 2813 nucleotides long. Its product is annotated as serine/threonine-protein kinase Chk2. The coding region runs from base 108 to 1736 and encodes 542 amino acids. The transcript is spliced from 15 exons. Gene Ontology annotation, molecular function: ATP binding; protein serine/threonine kinase activity; protein binding. Gene Ontology annotation, cellular component: cytoplasm; nucleus. Gene Ontology annotation, biological process: protein phosphorylation; mitotic DNA damage checkpoint signaling. Lineage: Eukaryota; Metazoa; Chordata; Actinopteri; Salmoniformes; Salmonidae. The record is from RefSeq and is a predicted model, not a curated record.